AUGACAGCAACAGAAAUAGAUAUUGAUCGUGCUUACUCACCAUCUUGUUGGUCUCAUCGAUUUAGUGAUAGUGAAAAAGUCAUUGAAUCUCACGUGCAGACAUUAACAAAAGCUACACAAUGUGCACAAACUACAAUACCUUGCUUGUUAAAUUGGACAGUAAAUUCAACAAGUGCAUUUCCUGAUCAUGCGAUUGAUAUUUAUUUUCCAUCAAAUGUUACAGAAUUAUUACCUUACAUUGAUUCAAUAAAACCAAAAGCAAUUUUUGUUUAUAUUCAUGGAGGAUAUUGGCAAUUCUUCUCACGAAAUGAAAGCGCAUUUAUGGCUCAAACAAUGAGUGAUGCACAAAUUCAUACAGCUGUUAUUGGUUAUCCAAUAGCUCCACAUGCAACAAUCGAUCAAAUUGUUACAUGUGUUGAACAAGCUUUAGUUAAAAUUCUCAAAUGGGCAAUGAAAUCAUCUAGUAAAGUAUUUAUUUGUGGUCAUUCAGCUGGUGGUCAUCUUGCUGCAACACUUUUACUUAUUGAUUGGAAAACUAAAUAUAAUAUUGAUCAUCAAAUUUUUGGUGGUUUUUUUCUUAUUUCAGGUGUUUUCGAUCUUAUUCCAAUUGUUUCUACAUAUGUUAACAAACCUCUUGAUAUGAACAUAUCAACAGCUAAAAAUUCAAGUCCUUUGCAUCGUGAUAGUAAUGAUUACUGGUCAGAAUUGAAGCAUGUACCUAUUCUAUGUAUUCAUGCUCAAUAUGAUCCUCCAAGUUUUCAUGAUCAAAAUCGACAAUAUGGUUCUUAUUUAGAAAAAAUUGGUUUUGAUAAUGUUAAAACUAUACAGCUAGAUAAUUAUGAUCAUUUUGAUCUUAUAGAACAACUUGAAAAAAAGGAUCAACCGUUAACAACUAUGAUUUUAACGUUAAUAAAAGAUUCCAUUUGA
Molecule: messenger RNA, 927 nt
Organism: Rotaria sp. Silwood1
Lineage: Eukaryota; Metazoa; Rotifera; Eurotatoria; Philodinida; Philodinidae
Source: the annotation of a GenBank genome assembly